Penicillium taxi is the source of this 720-nucleotide messenger RNA. RefSeq names its product p24 family protein. Gene Ontology annotation, cellular component: endoplasmic reticulum-Golgi intermediate compartment; endoplasmic reticulum; Golgi apparatus. The transcript is spliced from 3 exons. Gene Ontology annotation, biological process: endoplasmic reticulum to Golgi vesicle-mediated transport; intracellular protein transport; Golgi organization. The record is from RefSeq and is a predicted model, not a curated record. NCBI's taxonomy places the organism in Eukaryota, Fungi, Ascomycota, Eurotiomycetes, Eurotiales, Aspergillaceae. The annotation marks the transcript as partial.
CUCCCCCCAAUUAAUCAACUCCCCGCCAUGGCUUUCUCAGGUUCUUCGCAGUCAUGGUUUGCCACCGCCCUGGCUCUCUUAUCUUUCUUCUCUCUUCUCCUCCCAGCCAACGCCCUCUACUUCUACGUUGAUGGCCGCCAAACUAAGUGCUUCUUCGAGGACCUCCCGAAGGACACCCUGGUAGCGGGCAAGUUCGACACUGAGGUCAUCAACUCCCAAAGCAACACAUAUUCCGUCGACACCAGCCUGAAGAUGCUCAUCACCGUCGAAGAGACAUUCGACAACGACCACCGCGUUGUGUCAAAGCGCGAAAACAAUUCCGGCCGCUUCACAUUCUCUGCUGCCGACGCCGGCCAACACCGUAUCUGUUUCACAGCCGAGACCGACGCUUCUACCAGCGGCUGGCUGUCUAGCGCCCAGGGAGCCGUCAGGGUGUCACUGGACAUUGCCAUUGGCGAGACCAGCAAGAUCGAAACUGAGGACAAGGAUAAGAUGAAGGAUAUUGUCCAGCGUGUCCGCGAUCUGAACAGCCGCUUGCAUGAUAUUCGUCGUGAACAAGUCUACCAGCGUGAACGUGAGGCGGAAUUCCGUGACCAGUCUGAGACUACCAAUUCCCGUGUUGUUCGUUGGACCUUGUGCCAGCUUGCGGUCUUGUCUGCUGCGUGCGCCUGGCAGCUUUCGCAUUUGCGGUCGUUCUUCAUCAAGCAGAAGUUGACUUGA